CCCAGGGGUCCGGGCGGCGCCGGCUCCGCCCAGAGUGGCAGCAGCAGCCGCGGCCGCCGGAGCCCCGCGCGCUGGGCCCGACAUGGGGGGCCUCCUGGCGCUGCUCGCCGCCGCGCUCUGCCUGCGCGCCCGCGCCGACUUCGACGGGCGGUGGCCCCGGCAGAUCGUGUCCUCGGUCGGCCUGUGUCGCUACGGGGGGCGGAUCGACUGCUGCUGGGGCUGGGCCCGCCAGUCCUGGGGACAGUGUCAGCCUUUCUACGUCUUAAGGCAAAGAAUAGCCAGGAUAAGGUGCCAGCUCCAAGCGGUGUGCCACCCCCCGUGCAAGCACGGCGACUGCGUGGGCCCCAACAAGUGCAAGUGCCACCCCGGAUAUGCCGGCAAGACCUGCAGUCAAGACGCGCGCUUGUUCCCAACUCUUGACCACGCCCGCGAGCAGCCUCCUUACCGGCCCCCGGACCUCCAGGCCACCAGUGCACCGGCGAGGGAUCUCAACGAGUGUGGGCUGAAGCCGCGGCCGUGCAAACACCGGUGCAUGAACACCUUCGGCAGCUUCAAGUGCUACUGCCUGAACGGCUACAUGCUGAUGCCCGACGGCUCCUGCUCCAGUGCCCUGUCGUGCUCCAUGGCCAACUGCCAGUACGGCUGCGACGUGGUCAAGGGGCAGGUGCGGUGCCAGUGCCCCUCGCCCGGCCUGCAGCUGGCGCCCGAUGGCAGGACCUGUGUGGACGUGGACGAGUGCGUGACCGGGGCCGCGUCCUGCCCGAGGUUCCGGCAGUGCGUCAACACUUUCGGGAGCUACAUCUGCAAGUGCCACGAGGGCUUCGACCUCAUGUACAUCGGGGGGAAGUACCAGUGUCACGACAUAGACGAGUGCUCCCAGGGGCAGCCUCCGUGCAGCAGUUCCGCCUGGUGUCACAACACGCCCGGCUCCUACCGGUGCCAGUGUAAGGAAGGCUACAAGGGCGACGGCCGGACCUGCGUGUAUGUCCCGAAGGUCGUGGUCGAGCCCCCCGUCCGAGUGCCCCCGAGCAGCGCGAGCCCCCCCCGGGAGGACGGGGGCUUCAGCAACCGGAUUCCUGACGUGGGGGGCACGCGGGGCCCCCCCGAGACGCCCUAUGUUCCUCCCGUCACCACCAGCAGCCCCACUGCCGCGCCAACCGCGAGACCCACGCCAGCGCCAACCCCGUGGCGGCCCCCGCCCCCGCCCCCAGAACCCAGAACUCCGCCACCGCCCCCGCCCCCCGAACCAAGAACUUCCCCCCCGCCCCCGCCCCCCACGCCCGGAUGGACGACGGCGGCCCCCGCCACGCCGCCUCUCCCGUGGGCCACGGUGGACAACCGGAUCCAGACGGACCCGCAGAAGCCGCGGGGAGACGUGUUCAUUCCCCGGCAGCCGACCAACGACCUGUUUGAGAUCUUUGAAAUCGAGCGAGGAGUCAGCGCAGACGAGGAGGCCAAGGACGACCCAGGUGUCCUGAUUCACAGCUGCGAUUUUGACCACGGGCUCUGCGGCUGGAUCCGGGAAAAGGACAGCGACUCGCACUGGGAGCUGACGCUCGACCCCGCAGGUGGCCAGUACCUGGCCGUGUUGGCAGCCAAGGGCCCGGGGGGCAGGGCUGCGCGCCUGGUGCUCCCGCUCGGCCGCCCGCAGCCCGGGGCCGCCCUGUGCCUGUCCUUCCGGCACCGGGUGGCUGGGACGCCCCCCGGCAGCCUCCAGGUGUUCGUGAGGAAGCAGGGCGCCCCCGGAACCUCCGUGUGGGGCCGCGCCGGGGGCCGCGGCUGGAGGCACACACGCGUCACCUUGCGAGGGGCCGACGUCAAGAGCGUCAUCUUCAGAGGCGAGAGGAGGCGCGGCCACGCCGGGGAGGUGGCCCUGGACGACGUGGCGCUGAGCAGAGGCCCCUGCACCGAGGCCCGCGGGCGGCGCCACAUGUAGCCCGAGGCCCCGUGGCCCCGUCCCGUCCCCCGUCUUUGCCCCGACCCCCGAGCAGGCCUGGAGGGGCCGGGCAGGGCGGGGGAGGCUGGGCGGUGUCCCCGGCUCUGCUUCUGUGCAGACCCCCCCCCCCGCCGGAGGGCCCCAGCCCAGCCCGGGGGCCGCCGUCCCCACACCCGCCAGCCAGGGGGACCUGCCAGUUCCCAGCUGCCCCCACAGCGGGUGACUGUCCCCCCCGCCCACCGUGGCCAGGGCCUCCCUGCCGCCCUCUGAGAUAGGGGCGGGCGGGCGCUUGCCUGCCCUCGCCACGUCCUGCAGCGCCUCCCCGUGGCCUGUCCCGGGGCUUCUGCUCGGGGGUCCGGCAGGACCACCCUCGGGGGCCCGGGUGACGGUGUCGCCGCAUUGCGGGGGGAGGGGGGCAAUCUGGGGGACAGCGUGGUGACCGGCUGCUGGGCCCUGCCGGGCGUGGCUGGGGUGGGGGUGGUGAGGGGGAGGGGGAGGGAACCCAGAGAGGGUGGGCGCUCAGGAAGGGCUGCGGGGUGCAGAGCAGGCUGCGUGUGGCCCCGGGCGCCGCCCCGUGGCUCGGUGCUCUGUCUGCGGGUGGGAGGCUUUGGAAGGGUGGAAGCAGGCUGGGCCGCCCCCGCCCCCGACACUGCCCCCCACCCCUGGGAGAGUCCCGCCCCCUGCCCAGAGCUGUGUCUGCUGGGAAUCCCUAGGAGGGUCUGGGCUUGGGACAAGGGGAGGAGCCGGGCUGAUGGCGACCCCAGGAGAGGGGA
Molecule: messenger RNA, 2709 nt
Organism: Sorex araneus (European shrew)
Lineage: Eukaryota; Metazoa; Chordata; Mammalia; Eulipotyphla; Soricidae
Gene: NPNT
Product: nephronectin
Exons: 14
Coding region: 83-1936 (617 amino acids)
Cellular component (GO): membrane
Molecular function (GO): calcium ion binding
Source: RefSeq, a predicted model, not a curated record